CCGCGGCCCAGGCUCCGCUCAAGUUUCCGCCCAGAAGGCGAGGCGACCGCGGGCCCCGAGCUCCAGACUCGCCCGCUCGCCCGCUAUGUGGGGCCGUUUCCUGGCCCCGGAGGCUAGCGGCCGGGACAGCCCCGGCGGGGCCCGCGGCUUCCCUGCGGGCUCGGAUUAUUCAUCAGCAUGGUUACCUGGUAAUGAAUCAUUAUGGCAGGCCACAGCUGUUCCAUCUAACCAUCGAAAUAACCAUAUCAGAAGACACAGUAUAACGUCUGAUAGUGGAGAUACUGGCAUUGGCACUUCCUGUUCUGACAGCGUGGAAGAUCAUUCAACCUCAAGUGGCACGUUAUCAUUUAAGCCUAGUCGAUCAUUGGUCACUCUUCCCACUGCCCAUGUGAUGCCAUCUAACUCCAGUGCGUCAGUUUUCAAACAUAGGGAAUCUCUAACAUCAGAUGGCUCUAAAUGGAGUACUAGCCUCAUGCAGUCACUGGGAGACCACAGCAAAGGGGAGCGGGACUCCUCCCUAGACAUGAAGGACUUCAGGCCCCUGCGGAAAUGGUCAUCUUUGUCCAAACUUACUGCCCCGGAUAACCGCACCCAGAGUGGCAUUGCAUUCAUGCAAGAGUUGAGGAAUGGCCUGGAGAAGACUGGGAAGGGCAAGGCUCUCACGUCGCACUUACGGACCUUUGGGCCUAGUUGCUUACAUGACAGUAUGGAGAUGCUUAAGUUGGAAGACAAGGAAGUAAAUAAAAAGCGGUCGUCAACGCUGGACUGCAAGUAUAAAUUUGAGAGCUGCAACAAAGAUGUCAGAGUCUCUUCCUCUGCUCUCAGGAGACAGACUUUAGACAUGACAUACAGUGCCUUACCUGAGAGCAAGCCCAUUGUGACAGGUUCAGAGGCUUUUGAGUCUCCAAAGUAUUUAAUGCUCGGCCAGCAGGCAGUAGGUGGAGUUCCCAUUCAACCUUCUGUGAGGACUCAGAUGUGGCUUACAGAGCAGUUACGGACAAACCCAUUGGAAGGCAGAACCACAGAGGAUUCUUACAGUUUAGCUCCUUGGCAACAGCCACAAACUGAAGAGUUUCAGCAAGGAAGUGAGACACCAAUGCAGGUUUUAACUGGAUCGUCUGGUCAGAGUUAUUCACCUCCUGGCUUCCAGGAUUUCAGUAAAUGGGAAUCAGUGCUGAAAAUAAAAGAAGGACUGCUGAGGCAGAAGGAAAUUGUAAUUGAUAGGCAGAAGCAACAAAUUAACCACCUACAUGAAAGGAUAAGGGAUAAUGAACUGCGGGCCCAGCAUGCUAUGCUAGGACAUUAUGUAAAUUGUGAAGACUCCUACAUGAGUAGUUUACAGCCUCAAUAUGAGAGCAAUUCAGGCCAGUCUCCAUUUACAGAGCAACCGUUGUCCCAUCCCCACCAGGAAGAACUUGAGCGAAAGCUAGCAUCUACUGAGAGAGAAGUUUUGCAGCUCAAUGAGUUUCUCAAACAAAGAAUAAGCCAAUUUAGUGAAGAAAAGAAGAAACUAGAAGAAAAGCUGAAAACCAGAGAUAGAUACAUCAGCAGCCUCAAAAAGAAAUGCCAGAAAGAAUCUGAGCAAAACAAAGAGAAGCAGAGACGAAUUGAGACCUUGGAAAAGUACCUGGCAGAUCUUCCAACUCUAGAUGAUGUACAGAGUCAGAGUCUACAGCUUCAAGUUCUUGAAGAAAAAAACAAGAAUUUGCAGGAGACUUUGAUAGACACAGAGAAGAAGCUUGAGGAGAUUAAGAAGCAAUGUCAAGAUAAAGAAGUACAGCUGCUGUGCCAGAAGAAGAAGGAAAAGGAGCUGGUAACUUCUGUUCAGAGCUUACAGCAAAAAGUAGAAAAAUGCCUUGAAGAUGGAAUCCGCCUUCCCAUGUUAGAUGCCAAACAACUUCAGAGUGAAAAUGAUAAUCUCAGAGAGCAGAAUGCUGCAGCCAGUAAGAUAAUAGAGAGCCAGCAGGAUGAAAUUAACAGGAUGAUUUUAGAAAUCCAGUCUAUGCAAGGGAAACUUUGUAAAGAGAAAUUGACUGCACGGAGCACUGUGGAAGAGUUAGGAAGGAAAGAAGGAAGCCUCCAGAGGUUGACAGAAGCGCUGCUUGAAAACCAAAGACAGAUGGGAGAGAAAUACUCUUUACUGGAUCAGGGCCAUGAAGCAGAGCAGUCCAGGCCACAGCCCAUUCAUUCUAAGUGGCCUCUCUUUGAUUUGACUGUGAUUGAUCAGCUGUUCAAGGAAAUGUCAAAUUGUUUGUUUGACUUGAAAGCAUUGUGUAGUAUUCUUAAUCAACGAGCUCAGGGCAAAGAGCCUAACCUCUCAUUGUUACUGGGAAUCCGAUCAAUGAACUGUUCAGCUGAAGAGACUGAAAAUGACCACAGCCCAGAAACGCUCACUAAAAAGCUCUCGGAUGUGUGCCAGUUACGGAGGGACAUCGAUGAAUUGAGGACUACAAUAUCAGACCGCUAUGCUCAGGACAUGGGAGACAACUGUGUUACCCAGUGAUCUAGUGUUGGUCCACAGCAACAAUGAUCCAUUGUGAAAUGCUGCUGUGUCGGACUCCUUUGUUUCUCUUUAGGAUGCACAAGGGAAAGAUGAAGCUCCUUGCUGUGCGUUUCAGCUUUGUCAUUGUUACAUAUGCUUUCUGGAGGAAGUUUUAAAGGGACUGAUCAAAUCAGGCAAACAAAUCACCUUACUAAAGUCUUCAAGAAAAAGCAAAAUAACCUGUAUUUCUAACUACUGAUUGUAGGACCAAGCUGUGAACAGGACCCUUCAGAUAAAGGUGUAGGACUUCUUUUAUACUCCUAUAAUUUUGUGUAUAUACAU
This is a messenger RNA of Arvicanthis niloticus (Nile rat), 2824 nucleotides long. It is a transcript of the gene Cep85l, whose product is annotated as centrosomal protein 85L. NCBI's taxonomy places the organism in Eukaryota, Metazoa, Chordata, Mammalia, Rodentia, Muridae. Gene Ontology annotation, cellular component: centrosome. The record is from RefSeq and is a predicted model, not a curated record.